UCUAAAGUGAAGGAUGGUAGUUCUGUCGCACUCAAACGUAGUUAGAACUCGCUCACUCGGUCUCUUUUCAAGUUUAUUCUUGACUAAUAUCUCCCGAUAUUUUGGUUAUGAUACACAAAAGUUUUACUACUUGGCCCACGUUUGGAAAUAAAAUUGAUAACCAAAAAGAAAUAGAAUUUAACUAACCCAAAGAUAGGUUUGACGGGAAGAUUUCUUAUAUUUUACACAAUUUCUCUGAUUGGUAACAUCAAAAAUACGUCCGAAUGGAUCUGCAAUCAAUUAAAGUUGGUUUCAUCGGAGGAGGAAACAUGGCGAGUGCAAUUGGAGCAGGUUUAAUUCGGAAAGGUAUUUUAAAACCAGCCAAUGUUUGGGUUUCUGGAAGAACGGAAAAAACACUAUCUUUUUGGAGAGACUUGGGAGCUAAUGCGACACUGAGAAAUGGAGAUGUUGUCUUAAAUUGUGAAGUUAUAUUCUUAGCAGUUAAGCCUCACAUGUUGGAUGAUGCAUUAACUGGUAUUAAAGAAACCUUGAAAGGAAAUAUCGAGAGCAAGCUUUACGUAUCCGUUCUUGUUGGUAUUAGUCUAGAUACUUUAAUGUUUAAACUCGGUAACAUUGUACCAAAACCUAGAGUUAUCAGAUCAAUGCCUAAUACCCCUAUGAUGGUCGGCGAAGGCAUAACAGUGUAUUGCUCAAGAAAUACAACUACUAAAGACACUGAUCUAGUGACCACGUUAUUUUCACAUAUUGGUGUAUGUGAGAUCGUGCCGGAAGCACUGAUGAAUGCUGUUGGUGGUCUUUCAGGCUCUGGUCCCGCAUAUGCAUAUUUAAUGAUAGAAGCUCUUGCUGACGGUGCUGUGAGAAUGGGUGUACCACGUCCAAUGGCAACCAAGUUUGCAGCUCAAGUUUUAGUAGGUGCUGGUAAAAUGGUAUUGGAAACUAAUCGACACCCAGGUCAGCUGAAAGAUGAAGUAUGUUCUCCAGCAGGCACUACAAUUACAGGGAUUCAUGAAAUGGAACGAGGUUCUGUUCGAGGGUCCUUGAUGAAUGCUGUUGAAGCAGCAGUGAAUCGAUCGGAAGAGCUGGCCUCAAAAUUUAGUAAAUAAUAUAAACUAUUUUUGAUCAUUUUGCAAUAUGAACAUGAUUGAAUAUUGAAAAUUACAUGAAGCAUAUGAUAAUUAGAAAAUGAGAUAUUCUGAGUUAGAUGAAACUGUCAUUAUAUCCAUAAUAAAUUAUGUAAACCAUU
Molecule: messenger RNA, 1243 nt
Organism: Orussus abietinus
Lineage: Eukaryota; Metazoa; Arthropoda; Insecta; Hymenoptera; Orussidae
Gene: P5cr
Product: pyrroline-5-carboxylate reductase 2
Exons: 7
Coding region: 264-1103 (279 amino acids)
Biological process (GO): L-proline biosynthetic process
Molecular function (GO): pyrroline-5-carboxylate reductase activity
Source: RefSeq, a predicted model, not a curated record